Molecule: messenger RNA, 612 nt
Organism: Penicillium samsonianum
Lineage: Eukaryota; Fungi; Ascomycota; Eurotiomycetes; Eurotiales; Aspergillaceae
Exons: 3
Coding region: 1-612 (203 amino acids)
Source: RefSeq, a predicted model, not a curated record
AUGGUGUACACAAACAUCACCACCACCAUGACUGUGACGACUAUGAUCACCACCACCAUUUUCAGCACCCUCGUCCGGGAGCCCUCUGUGCCCCCUUCGUCUGCUCCCUUCGCCCCCUCUAUCUCGAAGGCUGUGGCCAACCUGGCCAAGAUACCAGCAGGCCUUUGGGCCGUAAUUUUCCUCGUGCUGGCCGCCGCCAUAGCCGCCGGAGCUUACUUCUUGAAGAAGGAGGGCAAGAAGCCCGAGAAGGACGACGAGGAGGAGAAGAAGGAGGAGCCCAAGAAGGCCAAGGAGACCCCUACCGAUGACCUGACUGCGGCCGCGGCGAACCCGCAAACGGCCCUCACCACCGAGUGGCUGCGGGAGAGGCGGGAAGGCAAAACCCGCCGGCCCCUCCCCAUCUUGGUGGAGGCCACUGCCCCCAAUGUCGCCCUGCCCGCCGCCGACACUAGCGGCGAGGUCAUUUUUGUCCCGGUCCCGCCUCCUCCCCCCGCCCACGUCGCGCCCGCGCCAAGAGGCGAGACCCGGAGCACCGCCCUGCGCAAUACCUUCCAUGGUACCGAGAAGUUCUUGCGUCCUGGUGGGAGUCCCCUCGCGGUUGCCCCGGCAUGA